AUGACGCUUUACAUUCGUCGCGAAUCUUCCAAGCUAUGGAAGAGAUUUUGCUCUGAGAUAACGACGGAGAUCGGUCUUCUCGCUGAGAACUGGAAAUAUCUUCUGGCUGGUCUUAUCUGUCAGUACAUACACGGCUUAGCUGCAAAAGGAGUUCAUUAUAUUCAUCGCCCGGGACCAACUCUACAGGAUCUUGGCUUCUUUCUUCUUCCGGAACUCGGUCAAGAGAGAAGCUACAUAAGCGAAACCGUGUUCACUAGUGUGUUUGUUUCGUUUUUCCUGGCCUGCCAGUUUCUCCGUGUUAUAACUUUCUAUUCGACUCAGCUUCCUGGCCCAAACUAUCACUGCCGCGAGGGCUCUAAAGUUUCCAGGUUGCCAUGGCCCAAAAGCGCUCUUGAGGUUCUCCAGAUUAACCCUCAUGGGGUGAUGUACGGAUGUGGAGACCUGAUUUUCUCGUCGCAUAUGAUAUUCACGCUAGUAUUUGUCCUCACGUACCAGAAGUACGGCACUAAAAGGUUCAUAAAGCUGUUUGGGUGGCUCAUUGCUUUCGUGCAGAGCCUCUUGAUCGUUGCCUCUCGUAAACAUUACAGCGUCGACGUUGUUGUUGCGUGGUAUACUGUUAAUUUGGUGGUGUUCUGUCUAGACAAGAAGUUACCAGAAUUACCAGAUCGGACAACGGUGUUGCUCCCUGUAACCUCGAAAGACAGAAGCAAAGAAGAGAACCACAAGCUGUUGAAUGGGAACGGUGUUGAUCCUGCUGAUUGGAGGCCGAGGGCUCAAGUGAACGGGAAGAUAGACAGCAAUGGAGUUCACACUGAUAACUCAAUGAACGGCGCAUGA
Thlaspi arvense is the source of this 837-nucleotide messenger RNA. Lineage: Eukaryota; Viridiplantae; Streptophyta; Magnoliopsida; Brassicales; Brassicaceae. The record is from the annotation of a GenBank genome assembly.